Messenger RNA from Telopea speciosissima, 558 nucleotides. RefSeq lists its product as uncharacterized. The coding region runs from base 1 to 558 and encodes 185 amino acids. NCBI's taxonomy places the organism in Eukaryota, Viridiplantae, Streptophyta, Magnoliopsida, Proteales, Proteaceae. The record is from RefSeq and is a predicted model, not a curated record. The transcript is spliced from 2 exons.
AUGAUUGUUCUAGACGAAGAUGAACCUAAAUUCCCUAAUGAGGAGAACCCUGAUUCUAAGCUAGCCUAUGAGUUGUUUCGACAGAAAAACUCUAAGGCAAAACUCCUCGUGUUGAGUUCUCUAGAGAAGACCAUCGCUGAUUCGGUCAAGGAUCUGUACUUGACCAAGGAUAUAAUGGAGGAGUUAAAGGAGAUGUAUGGGAGGGAAGAACGUCAUGCCCAUCAUCAACUGGUGACACUCCUCCAUGGCGCAAAGAUAGCUCAAGGUACUCCGAUUAUUGACCAUGUCAUCAAACUGAGAAACUUGUUCCUGGAUCUGGAGAACCUUGGGACGUCAUUCAAGCUGAAUUAUAAGAUGGAUGUCAUCUUCCACUCAUUGCCUCAGGACAUCUACGGAUCGUUUAUUGUCAAUUACAAUAUGAAUAAAAUUUUUGUGGAACUCCCUGAGCUGAGCAACAUGUUGCAAGAGGUGGAAGCUGCGUUAAAGAAGCAGAAAGUGGAGUGUACGGAUAACAAAAAAAUCCCCUUUGCAGCCGUUAUUCUGUCUGUAUACAGAUAA